Messenger RNA from Spathaspora passalidarum NRRL Y-27907, 2005 nucleotides. It is a transcript of the gene SHM2, whose product is annotated as glycine hydroxymethyltransferase. The annotation marks the transcript as partial. Gene Ontology annotation, biological process: L-serine catabolic process; tetrahydrofolate interconversion; folic acid metabolic process. Gene Ontology annotation, cellular component: cytoplasm. The record is from RefSeq and is a predicted model, not a curated record. Lineage: Eukaryota; Fungi; Ascomycota; Pichiomycetes; Serinales; Debaryomycetaceae. Gene Ontology annotation, molecular function: serine binding; cobalt ion binding; pyridoxal phosphate binding. The transcript has a single exon.
AGUUUUACUGUAUACUCUCAAUUGAUACAUCUAUCAACAACAAUGACUUACGCUUUAUCUGCUACUCACAGACAAUUGACCGAAGGUUCCUUAAAGGAAACCGAUCCUGAAGUUGCUUCCAUCAUCAAGGAUGAAAUUGACAGACAACAACACUCCAUUGUCUUGAUUGCUUCUGAAAACUUCACCACCAGAGCUGUUUUCGACGCAUUGGGAACUCCAAUGUGUAACAAGUACUCUGAAGGUUACCCAGGUGCUAGAUACUACGGUGGUAACGAACACAUUGACAGAAUUGAAACCUUGUGUCAAGAAAGAGCCUUGAAGGCCUUUGGUCUUACUGCUGAUAAGUGGGGUGUCAAUGUCCAAACUCUUUCUGGUUCUCCAGCUAACUUGCAAGUCUACCAAGCUAUCAUGAAGCCUCAUGAAAGAUUGAUGGGUUUGGAUUUACCUCACGGUGGUCAUUUGUCCCACGGUUACCAAACUGACUCCAGAAAGAUUUCUGCUGUUUCUACUUAUUUCGAAACCAUGCCAUACCGUGUUGAUUUAGAAACCGGUUUAAUUGACUACGAUAUGUUGGAAAAGACUGCCGUUUUAUUCAGACCAAAGGUUUUGGUUGCUGGUACUUCUGCUUACUGUAGAUUGAUUGACUACAAGAGAAUGAGAGAAAUUGCCGACAAGGUUGGUGCUUACCUCGUUGUUGACAUGGCUCACAUUUCCGGUUUGAUUGCCGCUGGUGUUAUCCCAUCUCCAUUUGAAUAUGCUGAUAUCGUUACCACCACCACCCACAAGUCCUUGAGAGGUCCAAGAGGUGCCAUGAUCUUCUUCAGAAGAGGUGUCAGAUCUGUUAACCCAAAGACCGGUCAAGAAAUCCUUUACGAUUUAGAAAACCCAAUUAACUUUUCCGUUUUCCCAGGUCACCAAGGUGGUCCACACAACCAUACCAUUACUGCUUUGGCCACUGCUUUGAAGCAAGCUUCCACUCCAGAAUUCAAGGAAUACCAAACCCAAGUGUUGAAGAACGCCAAGGCUUUAGAAUCCGAAUUCAUCAACAAGGGUUACAAGUUAGUUUCUGAUGGUACUGAUUCCCAUAUGGUUUUGGUUUCUCUUAAGGACAAGCAAAUUGAUGGUGCCAGAGUUGAAACUGUGUGUGAAAACAUCAACAUUGCCUUGAACAAGAACUCUAUCCCAGGGGACAAGUCUGCUUUAGUUCCAGGUGGUGUUAGAAUUGGUGCUCCAGCCAUGACCACCAGAGGUUUGGGUGAAGAAGACUUCAAGAAGAUUGUUCACUACAUUGACUUUGCUGUCAACUAUGCCAAGGAACUUCAAGCCAGCUUACCAAAGGAAGCUAACAAGUUGAAGGACUUCAAGAACGCUGUCAUCAACGGUCAUGAUGAAAAGUUACAAGCCAUUAAAGAUGAAAUCUAUGCUUGGGCUGGUUCUUUCCCAUUGGCUGUUUAAGCGUUGCUGUUUAUUAUUAUUAUUAUUAUUAUUAUCAUUAUCAUUUUUUUUGUUUUGUAUAUGAGACUUACGUUCAACACCGUUUUCACUUCUAGUUUACAGGAUGUUCUAGUUUAUCAAUUCAACCGAUAGAUCAUGGACGUCUAUUUUUACAUUUCUAUAUUUACUUAACAGGAACAAAAUAUAAAUUUAUUAUUAAAUCAAUUUUUCAUUCUUGAAAAUUUCAUCCAAUUUAUCUUCGCUAUCCCAUUUCUUCAAAUCAGCUUCGGUACCUAAUCUCUUACCAUUGAAGAAUAUAGUAGGCACCCAUUUUCUACCAGAUAUUUCAGUGAAUGCCUUUUCUAAUUCGGUGGCUUCAUUUUGAUCAGCAAACUUGUCCAAUUCAAUAAUGUGGACUUUGUCAGCGACGUGAUACCUAUCCCAAAUUCUAUAAGUAUAAUGACAAUCAGGACACCAUGACUUGGAAAGCAUAAGGUAUGGAUGAGUGUUGAUCAACUCUUGUGCUCUUUCGAGGUAUUUCUUACUGGCCAUGGUAUUAGUUGUAAGCUGU